This is a messenger RNA of Closterium sp. NIES-67, 1932 nucleotides long. The record is from the annotation of a GenBank genome assembly. NCBI's taxonomy places the organism in Eukaryota, Viridiplantae, Streptophyta, Zygnematophyceae, Desmidiales, Closteriaceae.
UCUGUUCCCAUUUCUACAAGGAGGUAGUGACUUCAGCGUGCAUAAGACUCCGUGGCUUACGUUCUCACGCACUAGGUUUGUCGACGCGAUAGUCGUUCCGCAUCGGCGUACGCUUGAGUCAAUCCUUCCGCAGCGGCGGAAGCAGGGCGUCUUCCAAUUCUAGCAGCGCAAAGGCCGCUCCGCAGCAAGCUCCGAACCGAACCGAGCGUCUUAGCGGUCAAAACGUAGCAGUCGGAGCGAUCCGACGAAAGAGCGUGCGAUUUUGAGUGGAGGGUGCUCGCCACCAUGGGCGGAAAAUGGGGCGCGAUCUCGAAGCUGCACGCGUUCCCCAAGGCGGAGGACCACCUGACGCAGAAGACGCUAUCUGGAGCCAUAGUCACUCUCCUGGGCGUGGCCAUAAUGGUGGUGCUGUUCGCUCACGAGCUGUCGUUUGUUCUCACGCCCGAGGUGCACGAGGAGAUGGCAGUGGACAAGACCCCCAGGGGCGAGAAGCUGGACGUGUACCUCAACAUCUCCUUCCCCGCGCUGCCUUGCAAUGUGAUCAGUCUAGAUGCUCUUGACAUGUCUGGCAACCAUGAGGUGGACAUCUCAGCAAACAUGUACAAGAUUCGCCUGGACCGCCGCGGCAUGGUGGCGGACUCGCGGUGGCUCAAGGACCCCACGGGGGCAUGGCGGCAGCACAAGGGCAAGAAGCGGAAAGGGCACUCGCAUGGCAAGAACCCGACACCGCACCACGGGCACGGGCACGCGCACGGGUACGGGCAGGCACAUGUUGCAGCAGGGCAGAAGGGCAAAGGCGGGCAGGAGGGGCAGGAGAAGGACGAGGAGGAUGAGGACGAUGAGGGCGAGGAGGUGGUGGGGCUCGAGCAGACGGUGCUCGACGUGCAGAAGGCCAUGGCGGCAGGGGAGGGGUGCCAGCUGUACGGCCACCUGGCAGUGGAGAGGGUGGCGGGCAACUUCCAUGUGUCGGUGCACGGGCAGAGCUACAUGGUGCUGCAGCAGGUAUUCUCCACAGUGGGCGAUGUCAACGUGAGCCACAUCAUCCACUCUCUCGGUUUUGGGGUGCCCUAUCCCGGCCGCGUCAACCCACUGGACGGUUUUGUCCGCAUCCUGCCACCCCUGAAAGAGGGGGAGGACCCCGCACGCUCCAGUGGAACUUUCAAGUACUUUUUAAAGGUGGUGCCCACUCGCUUCCACUUCUGGCACGGCGGGUCCGUGAAGACCAACCAGUACUCCAUCAGCGAGUACUUCACGCCCUCGUCCCCGCAGUCCAACGCUCUCCCAGCCGUUUAUUUCCUGUACGACCUGUCGCCCAUAGCAGUGAGCAUCACGGAGUCUCACCGCAGCUUCUUCCACUUCCUCACUCGCCUCUGCGCCGUGCUGGGAGGCACAUUCGCCCUCACAGGCAUGCUGGAUCGCUGGGUGUACAGCCUGCUGCAGCUCGUCAACCGCCCCCGCCAUCCCUAUGUGAAAACAGCUCAUCGGCACUAGCUGUGGUAACCAGUGAAGGUGUAACCCACAGAUGUGUAACCAGACCGGAAGAUGUGCGUAUACUAAUCUUGUCAACCAGCCAAAAUGUGGCUUCUGUCAUGCACGUGGAGGUCCCCUGUGUUGGAAACAAAGAAUUGGAGAACCCGUUUCUGUAGUAUCGAGACUUCAGCGAUACUGUGGAGUGGUCAACAACGAGUACGGCGAGUGAACGGAGGUUACGCGCGGCAGUUGUGCGUGUAAUCAAAGCGCGUGGCGGUUACCGUAAUCACCCGGAUAGACGCCCCUAGGGGCGUUUACAGGACUGGUUUGAAAACGUGGGGGGGCGUUUAAUUGAAUAAAAGUUAUACGCCCAUGGGCGUUUAAAAAGGUAUAUAGGCAAAUUGAGAUGUCUACAUCAGAUUGUAGCUUUUGCUUUGUUCAAUGCAAUGUGAUCACUUCUGA